Molecule: messenger RNA, 3803 nt
Organism: Wyeomyia smithii (pitcher-plant mosquito)
Lineage: Eukaryota; Metazoa; Arthropoda; Insecta; Diptera; Culicidae
Gene: Rhau
Product: ATP-dependent DNA/RNA helicase DHX36
Exons: 4
Coding region: 172-3345 (1057 amino acids)
Cellular component (GO): nucleus; intracellular anatomical structure; cytoplasm
Molecular function (GO): DNA helicase activity; G-quadruplex RNA binding; ATP binding
Source: RefSeq, a predicted model, not a curated record
AUUUUAUGUUGCUUAACGAAAGUUGUCAAAAUUGUAAACAGUUUAGCUUUUUUCACAGACUCGCGGUUGCUGUAUUCACAGUGUUAUAUUCACUUUUCACAAAAUUUGUGCAGUAUUAUGUACCAACCCGAAUCAGGUUUCUGUUGUGUAAUCUGCUGAUGCGGGCCGGUAAUGUCGGAUAUCGAAGAAUCAUUUGAAGAAAAACUUCAAAAUUUUCGGCUUGCACGACAGUCUGAAGAUACCACGCCGAGUAAAACUACAGAAUCUGUGACGGAAGAAAUGAGCAAUAGACGAGGACGUGGCGGGGGUGGCCACCGGCCACCUCCUCAUUUAAAAGGAAGAGAAAUCGGCAUGUAUUACGCUAAUAUGCACCGCGGAAGACAAAGCACCGAGGAUCACCAAUUCGAUGGUCCAUCGCAGGGAGACAGGUUGAGCCGUAAAGAACACCGAAUACAGAAACUUCAAAGGAAAAAGAUGCGUGAACGGAUGGCUUAUGAAGCCGAGUUGAACGAAAGCGCGGCUCCUCCGGGGCUAUCGGGAAGAGAACUCGGAUUGUACUAUCGGGGUAGACAGACGCAGAAAAAAAAGGAGCGCGAAAAACGUCGCGCUGUGGAUAUUACGAUUCCGUCGUGGCAGAUUCAGGAAAUACGAACGCAUUUGAAGUUGGCUGAUGGAAUCGAUAAUGUCAACUUUUUCAAGCACUUUAUACAUUGCGAUGAUAUUGAUUCUCCCUUUAAAAAUGAAUAUCUGAGAGUUAUCAACAUGAAUCUAGAGGAAAAUUUGGCGGAGAAAGCUGCAUCCUAUAAGCACUCGGAUGAUAUGGAUCAAUCAUUGAAUGAUGAACUGUACGAAGAGUUAUUGCGGAAGGAAACGUUUUCAGAAAUGAAAAAGUCUCGGGAACGACUGCCGGUACACGGUACUCGUCAAGAGAUUUUGGAUACGAUCGACAAACAUCAGGUUAUUUUGGUUAAAGGAGAAACCGGCAGUGGCAAAACCACGCAAAUACCGCAGUUUAUUCUUGACCAAGCAAUGGUCGAAAAACGUGGCACCACCUGUCGGGUGCUUUGUACUCAGCCUAGACGGAUUUCCGCAAUAACAUUGUCCGAACGUGUGGCCUUCGAAAGAGGUGAACGCCUCGGGCGCUCGGUAGGAUACCAAAUCAGAUUGGAGGGGGUGAAACCCCGCGGUAGCGGAGCAUCGAUCCUCUUUUGUACGACAGGCAUCGUGCUUACUAUCAUGCAAAGCGAUCCGAUGUUGAGUGGCAUUUCCCACUUGAUUCUGGAUGAAAUUCACGAGCGAGAUGUGAUUACGGAUCUGCUUCUGGCGAUUGUGAAAAUGUUGCUUCCCUAUAGGCCGGACCUGAAGGUGGUUCUAAUGAGCGCAACACUCACAGCGGAUACUUUUUCACGGUAUUUCAAUGACUGUCCUAUGGUGGAAAUUCCUGGACUUGUGUUUCCAGUGGAGGAGUUUUACCUGGAGGACAUUGUCGCAGACUUAAACUAUCACAGGUUUAAUAAUCCAAAGAAGGGUUUUGUGCGGCGCAAUCGCUUCAACAAUGAAUUUCUUGAUAUGAUAGAUCCAUACGUUAGAUCGCUGCGGGGACAUUAUUCACCGCAGGUGCUGCAGACCAUUAGUAACCCUGAAAGCGAAACUAAUCAGGAACAGCUGAUUGCGGAGUUAAUAUACAAGAUAACGGCAUCGCAACCCGAAGGUGCGAUUUUGGUUUUCUUUCCCAGCUUAGCACAGAUAACGGAGGUUAACAAACUGCUCUCCAAUCACCAGCAGUUAGCGAAAUAUUCCACGUUGGUCUACCCGCUGCACUCGAAGGUUCCGCAGCUCGAUCAGAAGGCAGUGUUUUCGAGACCUGCUCGGGGGACAAGAAAAAUCAUUCUGGCCACUAAUAUCGCCGAAACGUCGAUCACAAUCGACGAUGUGGUGUACGUCAUCAAUACGGGUCGCCAUAAAAUCAACAUGUACGAAGAUGGCAUAUCGUCGCUCCGGGAUGAGUGGAUUUCGCUGUCCAACGAGAUUCAGCGGAAAGGUCGCGCGGGUCGAGUCCGGGCAGGCAUUUGCUACCAUUUGUACACUAGGGCCCGGCGCAGUGUCCUACUUCAGAACACUCCACCGGAGAUUUUGCGCGUCGCACUCGAUGAAGUAAUUCUUAAUAUCAAAAUUCUCGGACUUGGUGAAGUGCAUCGGUUUUUGAACCGGUUGCUGGAUCGACCAGCUGACAGCGUGAUCGCAGAAUCGUUGCAAUUGCUGAAUCGACUAAAUGCCUUGGACGAUAACCAAACGCUAACCCCGCUCGGUUAUCACCUGGCUAGACUUCCAAUGGAUCCUCGAACCGGGAAGAUGGUCCUUCUGUCCAGUAUAUUCGGCUGUACCGAUCCGAUCACGUCAAUCGCGGCCAGCCUGUCGUUUAGGGAUGCUUUCUAUAAACCCUUUGGUAAGGAAAAACAGUUGGACUCGGUUCGGCGCCGUUUUGCCGAGGGUCACCACAGCGAUCAUCUAAUGCUGGCCAAUGUCAUUCACCAAUGGAAUGGACGCUCUUCCCAGGGUGAUGCUUACAAGUUUGCCCAUCAGAAUUUCCUGAAUGUGACAACUUUGAGGCAAUUGUGCAACAUGAAGCAGCAGUUCUGUGAUUACCUGUUUGCUGCGAAGUUUUUGGAGACCGCGGACAUGGAGGCACGCGCCAAUAAUCUUAACUCAGGUAAUGACAAACUGUUGACCGCGAUUAUAGGCGCCGGGUUAUAUCCAAACGUGGCCUUUGUGAGAAAGGUCAUCCGGAAACGGAACAGUCCCGAUGGAAGGGCGCUUCUGGCUAUCGAAGGGCAGGGACGGGCGGUUAUACAUCCGUGCUCAGUGAACAGCACGCUAUCGGACUUUGAGUCGAACUUUGUGGUGUAUUACGAGAAGCAGAAGAUUUCCAGCCUGACAAUGUUUGAUACCACCGUGGUAAAUCCGUUUCCUCUGUUUUUCUUUGGUGAUAAUCAUGUCGAAACGGACGGGGAGUUUGAGUAUAUUUCGAUUGCUGGCCAUUAUGGACUUCGUUGCAACAAGGAAACCUACCGAUUAAUUCAGGAUCUCAGAGGAGGAUUCAACCUGCUGCUGCAGAAGAAAAUCUGCCAACCCUCGCCGGUUGACUGGUCGUCGGAAGAAGGCACUCUGCUUCGGGCGAUCAUUCAACUGAUAACUAUUGACGGAAAGUUCGAUGAUGCUUUCGACGAUGACGAUGACGGUGGUUCAGGGGGUAGCAAAAACCCCGAAGAGAUUCUGCUUGAUGAUGAGGACGGAUUUGACUACUAUGAAAACGAUAAUCUGCCCUCUACAAGCAGUGGGAGAUAAUUAGUUGUGCAUUUUGUUGUUUAGCAAAAUCUGUUGGAUUUAGAAAAAGUCUCUCCGAAAAGGAAGAAACAAUGAUCGCACUGAAUCCCUCCAAUCUUAUACUGCCCGUCGGCAUGCUGCGAGAUUUAUCCGAGGAGCGUCGAGAUUAUUGGAGUGUAAAAAUAAGUGCGUAUGGUGUAGCAAUGAAGUGGAACAUAUUGAAAUAAGUGUCUUUAUUUUGAUGACUGAACAACGAAAGCUGCCUUCCGGUUGGCUGAAGCUUGGACGGUACCACAAACAAGCAACUAAACCGGAGAAAGCUCUUUUUCUUCACCUUCGGUGAAGGACAAAGAAUAACAAAAGUGCUUGCUGCGAACCCACCACCCAACUCAAUUCGACCUAACAAACAUUCGUUUUAAUAAUGUGGUAAUAAUCCUCCACUUCCAAAUGCCGGUUGUCUUGUCGUAACAUGCUGAGAG